CAAAAAAAAGUUGCCCCUUUAUCGCCCAACUGCAAAAAGAAAGUUGUUGCUGUCUGACUCCUUGAUCAUAAAUUUUUUCCCUCUUUCCUGUGGCGAUCCCUUCUUGAAAACACUUCAGUGUGCUUUUCUGGAUUCAUAUUCUGAUAUCUUCCCGGGAUAUUUGAACCUCGCAUUCGUGUCACCACGUCCUGCAUAUCAGGGGGAUACAUUGACUUGUCCAUCUCCCAACUUUCUGUGCUCCACUUCUCUUUGACACCCAUCUCUGGUCUUUGAUCAUUGAUCGUUGAUCAUAUUUGCCUAUCAUGGACUCGCUCACGACUCACCCGUCGAAUGCGCAGCAGGCUCGUGCCUUCACUUCGCCUUCCUCGCUGUCCUUUCCCGGUGGCGCUGCUGAUUUGACCCCUCCCUCUUCUGAGAAAGAGAUUCAGGGUGUCAACGGCAUGAUGAACGGCCAAGCUGGAGGAAUUGCCAACAACGGCAACGGGGUGAUGCCCGCUACUCCAGCCACUCCGGUCGCGACCCCGGGGGCUACUACCGGAAGCAGUGGUAUCGUUCCUACUUUGCAAAACAUCGUGGCUACUGUCAACCUUGACUGCCGUCUGGAUCUCAAGACCAUCGCGUUGCACGCUCGCAACGCCGAGUACAACCCUAAGCGUUUCGCCGCCGUCAUCAUGCGUAUCCGUGAGCCCAAGACUACUGCACUGAUCUUCGCCUCUGGCAAGAUGGUUGUGACUGGUGCCAAAUCUGAAGAUGAUUCCAAGCUGGCGUCGCGCAAGUAUGCGCGUAUUAUCCAGAAGCUCGGUUUCAACGCCAAGUUUACCGACUUCAAGAUCCAAAAUAUCGUCGGCUCCUGCGACAUCAAGUUCCCCAUCCGUCUGGAGGGUCUGGCCUCUCGUCACCACAAUUUCUCUUCCUAUGAACCUGAACUUUUCCCUGGUCUGAUUUACCGCAUGAUGAAGCCCAAGAUUGUACUUUUGAUCUUCGUCAGUGGCAAGAUCGUCCUGACUGGUGCCAAAGUGCGCGAGGAAAUUUACCAGGCUUUCGAGAUGAUCUAUCCUGUGCUUUCUGACUUCCGCAAGGUCUAAGCAGAUCGAUUCCACCAGGAAGAUCAACACCCUCUUGUUUUCAACGCUGUAUUAACAUCUUCUCUUAUCUUUUUUUCGUUUAUGGGUGAUUGAUCGGCUGUGGCCGUCAAGCCCGUCUUAUCGUUCCCGUACCCUCUUCUUUCACGAUUCUUUACGCAAGCAUUGUUGGGCGUUUUAGCGGUUUGGAUUGUUCCCCAGUCCUUGUUUUUGCUUUUCAUCUCUUCGACCGUUUACACUUAGAGAUUGCUGCACACCGCAGUGAGGCGGUUCUGUGCGCUGGUCGAAUGGCUGCCUCUUAAUCAUGUUACGUCCUGGUCAUCCCCGUUGGUGAGGCAACUUGUCACGGGCCCAAAAAAAAAUUAUGGUGAGCUUAGAUUCCGUCGCGAGUCUGCCAGCAGCGAGACUGGAUUGGCUUUGGCCGUUUCCGAUAUCCAAAAUGGAAAUUCAUAA
Penicillium pulvis is the source of this 1535-nucleotide messenger RNA. RefSeq names its product TBP family protein. The record is from RefSeq and is a predicted model, not a curated record. Gene Ontology annotation, molecular function: DNA binding; RNA polymerase II general transcription initiation factor activity. NCBI's taxonomy places the organism in Eukaryota, Fungi, Ascomycota, Eurotiomycetes, Eurotiales, Aspergillaceae. Gene Ontology annotation, biological process: DNA-templated transcription initiation. The transcript is spliced from 5 exons. The coding region runs from base 303 to 1085 and encodes 260 amino acids.